Capsicum annuum is the source of this 2131-nucleotide messenger RNA. RefSeq names its product asparagine synthetase [glutamine-hydrolyzing] 2. NCBI's taxonomy places the organism in Eukaryota, Viridiplantae, Streptophyta, Magnoliopsida, Solanales, Solanaceae. Gene Ontology annotation, cellular component: cytosol. Gene Ontology annotation, molecular function: asparagine synthase (glutamine-hydrolyzing) activity. The record is from RefSeq and is a predicted model, not a curated record. The transcript has 15 exons. The coding region runs from base 182 to 1960 and encodes 592 amino acids.
CGCCAUCCCUAGAUUGGACCCGCGGAGGCGAAUCUUUAACAGCGCUUAACCCUAAUUAGAUUCAAAGGUGGAAUCUUUCCAAAUUAAACUCAGCAUUUUAUGAAAAUAAAAAUAAAAUAAAACCACCUUCCCAUUCAUCUCUUCUUCAUUUCGGAAGAGAGAAAAAACGUUGUUGGCCAUCAUGUGUGGAAUACUUGCAAUUUUCGGUUGCAUUGAUAAUUCUCAGGCCAAACGUUCAAGAAUCAUCGAACUUUCUAGAAGGUUGCGCCACAGAGGACCUGAUUGGAGUGGAUUACAUAGCCACGAGGACUGUUAUCUUGCUCAUCAACGAUUGGCAAUAGUGGACCCAACUUCUGGAGAUCAGCCACUGUAUAAUGAGGACAAGACCAUUGUUGUUGCGGUAACUUGUUUAAGUGGAGAAGGGCAAAGCGGGGCUCAUUAUUUACUGAUAUGGAACUGUUCGCCACUUCCUCUCCGGGAUUCCUCAGUUAUAAAAAGGGUUAACGGGGAGAUCUAUAACCAUAAAGCAUUACGGGGACAAUUGAAGUCCCAUCAAUUUCGAACUGAAAGUGAUUGUGAAGUUAUAGCCCAUCUUUAUGAAGAACAUGGAGAAAACUUCAUUGACAUGUUGGAUGGGAUGUUCUCUUUUGUUCUUCUUGACACCCGCGAUAAAAGUUUCAUCGCUGCUCGGGAUGCCAUUGGCAUUACACCCCUUUAUAUGGGGUGGGGUCUUGAUGGGUCCAUAUGGUUUUCCUCGGAGAUGAAAGCCUUAAGUGAUGAUUGUGAACGAUUUGUUAGCUUCCUUCCCGGUCAUAUUUAUUCAAGCAAAACUGGAGGACUUAGAAGAUGGUACAACCCACCAUGGUUUUCGGAAAACAUUCCUUCUACGCCAUAUGAUCACCUUGUCUUAAGGAAGGCUUUUGAAAAGGCUGUAGUUAAGAGACUCAUGACGGAUGUACCAUUUGGUGUGCUUCUCUCAGGCGGACUGGAUUCUUCACUUGUUGCUGCAGUGGCUAACCGCUAUUUGGCUGAUACUGAAGCUGGUCGACAAUGGGGAUCACAGUUGCAUACGUUUUGCGUAGGCUUGAAGGGUUCUCCUGAUCUGAAAGCUGCCAGAGAGGUGGCAGACUACCUUGGAACUCGUCACCAUGAGUUUCACUUUACAGUGCAGGAAGGAAUUGAUGCCUUAGAAGAAGUCAUAUAUCAUGUUGAAACUUAUGAUGUGACCACUAUCAGAGCCAGUACACCAAUGUUUCUUAUGUCUCGGAAGAUAAAGUCCUUGGGUGUGAAAAUGGUUUUAUCUGGUGAAGGUUCUGAUGAAAUUUUUGGUGGUUAUUUAUAUUUCCACAAGGCACCCAACAAAGAGGAGUUUCACCAAGAAACUUGUAGAAAGAUUAAAGCACUUCAUCUUUAUGAUUGCUUGAGGGCCAAUAAAUCUACUUCAGCUUGGGGUGUUGAAGCUCGUGUACCUUUCCUGGAUAAAGAAUUUAUCAAUAUUGCAAUGAACAUCGAUCCAGAAUGGAAAAUGAUCCAACCUGAUCUCGGAAGAAUAGAAAAGUGGGUUUUACGCAAUGCUUUUGACGAUGAUCAGAAUCCUUAUCUGCCAAAGCAUAUAUUGUAUAGGCAGAAAGAACAGUUCAGUGAUGGAGUUGGCUACAGUUGGAUUGAUGGCUUGAAGGAUCACGCAAACAGUCAGGUUUCUGAUUCUAUGUUAACAAAUGCAAGUUUUGUUUACCCACAUAACACUCCGAUAACAAAGGAAGGAUACUAUUAUAGAACUAUUUUCGAACGAUUUUUCCUAAAGGCUGCUGCAAGGGAGACUGUUCCAGGUGGUCCAAGUGUGGCAUGCAGCACUGCAAAAGCUGUAGAAUGGGAUGCAGCUUGGUCCAAGAAUCUAGAUCCAUCUGGUCGAGCUGCUCUCGGUGUUCAUGAAGCUGCUUAUGAGGUUAAAGAAACCUGAAGUUGAUAAAGCUGCAUUAGCUGUUUGGUUGUAUAUCUUCUUUCAAAACUGACUUGUUCCUUUGAAUUCUUUGCUGCUAUUUAUACCCUCGAGUUUUUCUGGUUGUAGAUGCUGUGUUCACAGUUACAAAUAUUUAUUUUACUUGAGAAGAAAUAUGCAUCACUUAUGACA